AUGUCAGCAUCUCAUUCAAAACAACAACAACAACAACAAACGACUCGCAUGGAAGCCAUCCACGAACGACUAUUACAACAUACGUUUCCAGACCAUUCAUCAGCGCUUGAUUAUUGUACAAGAAUCGCAGCCGGAUUUGGAUACAAUGUCAAGCAUGAUCAAUUUGGCAACAAGAGUCAUGUGCACGUGAUGGGGGAAGGAAACAUGACACGACUGGUACUUGAACAAGGACAAGGACAAGAGAAUGAACCAUGUUGGGUAUUUUCAAAGGAGGUUAAAGACGAUGUUGGUGAUGAUGACAUGGGAUGGCCACAAGAGGUACAAGAAAUGAUGAUACAACUGGUGAGACAGCGAUUACCAGCACAUGUGAUACGCCAGACCCUUCAACAACAAUUUCCAUCUUUGAUGAUCAACGACGCUGCGUUUUCUAGAAAGUUGGAUGAGGAACGUGCACGUGGUGUGCAGGAACGUAGUCAACGUUUACUGGUACUCUCAGCGCGUCUAUGUGCAGUGGUUGCUGCCAACGAGGAAUGGACACGUGCUGUAGAGCACAAUAUGGCCAAGAUGAUCGGCAGCUAUCGUCCAACGGCAACACCAGAGGUACUUGAUUCCUUGGCAACCCUUGGCACCGUCCAGUCUCCUCCCAUGGAUGCCUCUUCAAAAAAGAAGCAAAAGAAUGACUCUGCUCAUAAAGGAAUGCAACUCGUUCAAGUACCAGAAUAUACGCUCACCAUUCAAGAACAACAAGAUAUAAAUAUGGAUCAACAUCGCUUUGACCAUCCCAUGUUUGCACCACCACAGCAACAACAGCAACCCGUGGUACCACAUCAACAGCAACAACAACAACAAGUGGUAGCUGCUGCGGCAGCAGCGGCAUCCUAUGGCGGUAUAAUGCAAACACCACAACCAUCAUCCACUACGACAAUGCCUUUUGCUUUUGAAGAUGCUAUUAUGGCAGUUGAACGUCCUUCUUCCAAUACUGCAGCUGCUGCAGCAGCUGCUGCUGCUGCUGGUGCACAACCCUUUUUUUAUCCUCCCAGACAAAAUCCAUCCUCAGGUGAUCUGCUGCACCAUUAA
This is a messenger RNA of Lichtheimia ornata, 1077 nucleotides long. RefSeq lists its product as uncharacterized. The record is from RefSeq and is a predicted model, not a curated record. The coding region runs from base 1 to 1077 and encodes 358 amino acids. The transcript is spliced from 3 exons. NCBI's taxonomy places the organism in Eukaryota, Fungi, Mucoromycota, Mucoromycetes, Mucorales, Lichtheimiaceae.